UCUAAUUUCCAUCUCCAAAACAACCUCUCUACUUAUCUCUCUUUCUUUGUGUAAAAUCAUAUAUCCAACCUUAGCUCUCCCUUCCCUCUCUGCAAAAGCACUCUCAUAUAAAGUGCAAUUAUAUAACAAUUAAGCUAUAUAAUUGUACCAAAAAAUGGGAAACUGCUUGAAGCACCAAUCAUCCACCAAGCACACCACUGAGGACGAAGCCAGCGAUGAUGACUGGGAUUUCCAGAGAGGUGAGAGCACUUUUACAGCCAAACAAACAACAACAACAAUGGAGGUGAAGAUCAAGAUCACGAAGAAGCAGCUGGAGGAGUUGCUCAGCAAAAUGGAUGUGAGGGAGUUGAGGGUGGAUCAAGUUUUGACCCAAUUGAAGAACCGUAGCAGUGGUGGAUACCAAUCAUCUCAGAGGCCAUGGAGACCAGCACUUCAGAGUAUCCCUGAGUCCAAUUGAGCUUGCUUUUUGUAUAUUGAUGAGUGAUGACUUGAUGUUGAUGAAGAAGCAGAGUAUUGGCCACUUGGGUCAAUCCUGCUGAUUCACUGUUGCUGAUUCAUUUUUAAUUAAUGUCUUGUACUUUUGUAGCUAGGGAAAGGGAGCACCCUCUUUAUUUUGUGAAAAUAACUAGUAGUGUAUAUUUCUCUCUUUA
Molecule: messenger RNA, 650 nt
Organism: Lotus japonicus
Lineage: Eukaryota; Viridiplantae; Streptophyta; Magnoliopsida; Fabales; Fabaceae
Exons: 1
Coding region: 155-457 (100 amino acids)
Source: RefSeq, a predicted model, not a curated record